AUGAGUCAAAAACGACCAUUUGAUGAAGGUCCUUUGCUUUCUCCACCAUCAACUCCGUUUGAGAAAAAGAAAAAAACCAAGGAUGAGUUCAAGAAAAUUGUAGAGAUUCUAGAAGAAGAUGAGAAGCUCAUUUGCACUUCGGAGAUCCAUCAUAAUUACAAAGCAGAUUUCAAACUAGAGAAGAUCACGAAGUCAGACCAGACGCCGACGCCAUAUGUCAUUUGCCGGAGCCAAUUUUGCACUAAUGCUGAAUACAAACAUAAGGUUUUCUUUGGCAUUCGAGGCAAUUUGGCGAAAGCGAACCAUGCGACUGACUACUACGUGAAACGUCACAUCCAAGAACACCAUCAUUCAACCGCAACCGACGCCGAAGAGCUUGAGGAAAUCGCCGCAGAAGUUGUUGCAAACGAUGGUCUCUCGAUUGGUGCUUUUGAAACCGAAACGAUGAAGAAAUUUUGCGCAAGGGCUCAUCAGGCAAUAGCGAAUGGAAUAAGCAGUCACAAAAUUGUGAAGAUUCUCAGGCGCAAAAGUACCGUUUCCAAUGGUAUCGUCAAGUCAAAGCUGCCUGGUCUUAUCCAGGAAAACAGAUGCUGCUUGGUCCUUGAUGGGUUCGAUUGCCCUCGGCUAACGAAAGAAAGAAGUAGCAAAUACCUCGGGGUCUUCAUCGGGUUCUACGAUUCGAACCUGCGAAAGACUCGAUUUUUUCUUCUUCACUACGGGGUCAUCUUCAAAGCAACUGAUGCGAAUGUACGUCGACAACUAGAAAACGUCCUCUCGGAUUGGAAUAUCCUCGACUUUUUUCACGCAAAACGACUUCCAGUUGUCGGAGAUGCGCCGAUGGCUCAGGCCUUCUCUGACUAUUUUGCCGUUGUCUGUGCAAGCCACACGAUUUCGAAUCAGUUAAAAAGAUAUAUUACCCUUGUCCAGAGCGAUGCAAUCGUCGGCGAUAGCUGUGUCGAAAUCGAGAAAGCUGUCUCAGCAUGCAAUCAUCGAGCUGAACGAGACGACUGCUCCGAGAAAUCCUUCAAUGAUCUAGUGAAAAGCUACACUCCAACUGAAGAUGAGCUCAAGCACAUCAGGCAAUUCUACCCGAAUUACGACAAAUUCGUUACGAUCGACAGGAUCUACUACAUCAGAUUCAGAUCUUUCAUCACGACGUACAAGCAGCUCAUGGCAAACGAGCCUCUUCUUCGUCGUCAUCAGAAGUACCUGACCGACUCAAAGUCGAUCACACACGAAAUCGACUGGAAGCUUGUUCAUUACCUCUACUCAGUCUCUCAAGUCUUCGAGCCUGCUCUGGCGUCCACCGACUCGGAUCACUUCUCGGUUGGAGACACCCUGGCAAAACUGUUCGACUUGCUGAAAUUUUUGCUUCAAGUUGAUCCGGCUGACUUCAAGGAAAUCCACCAGGAGCUGAUUCUGACCGUAGCAGACUACAUUUUCGGUGCAAACAUCACUGGAAGGAAGCCAUCGAGAGGAUCCUACAUCAAAUCGAGAGCAAAUCCAGCUGCUUUGGUCGGGCUCUCCCUUGACUUCUUCAGCCGCCACUUCGAAUUCACCUUGAUCCGUAACCGACUUGACGACGCCUUUGAGAAGGAUUCGUUCAUCACCCAGUCUACAUACAACACCCUCAACACUUGCUUUGAUACUGCAGUUCCUGUCUGGAAGGAGACAGUGCGCAAAACCUUCUUUGACCUCGCCGAGCAAACCAAGCCAAGCGAAGAAAUCUUUAUUCUUGUUCCUGUUGAAAACCAGCAACAGACGACACCAUCGGCAGCUACUUCAUCACAGCCAAAGACGUUGACUCCUCCAAGCUCGCAGGAGCGCGCUCCGCCGACUCCUCCAUCUUCUCAAGCAAAGUCGACUUUCGAGGAAGAAAUGGAGCAAUAUUCAAGCGACGAGGAUGAAUGCGAAAAAUCAUCAACUGAUGAGUUCUCUGCAUGGUUCAAAAAGGAGAACAAGACGGAGCGCAAAGAAAGCGUCAAAAGAUACAAGCAAUGGUUGAACCAGCUCGAUCCCCAGUUCAAGACCUCCGCCAGUACCGCUGAACGAAGUUUGAUGUAUUUCACACAUCACGCUGGAACUUACCCGACAUUCGCCAGAAUCGCACAACUCGUACGCUCAACUCCUGGCUCAAGCGGCAGCAUCGAACGUCUCUUCUCAAAAGCGAACGAUAUCAUGUCUUCAAAACGCAACUGCUUGAACACCAGUACUGUUGAACUCAUUCUACAAGUGUCUUCUUAUCCAAAUGUACAGAAUCUAUUUGAAUAA
Molecule: messenger RNA, 2271 nt
Organism: Oikopleura dioica
Lineage: Eukaryota; Metazoa; Chordata; Appendicularia; Copelata; Oikopleuridae
Source: the annotation of a GenBank genome assembly